Oryzias melastigma (Indian medaka) is the source of this 2931-nucleotide messenger RNA. It is a transcript of the gene pnisr, whose product is annotated as PNN-interacting serine/arginine-rich protein. Bases 147 to 2594 code for a protein of 815 amino acids. The transcript has 12 exons. The record is from RefSeq and is a predicted model, not a curated record. Gene Ontology annotation, molecular function: RNA binding. Lineage: Eukaryota; Metazoa; Chordata; Actinopteri; Beloniformes; Adrianichthyidae. Gene Ontology annotation, cellular component: presynaptic active zone; nuclear speck.
UUAAAAUUCCAAGCUGUCCUUGAAGGCAGCACGGCUGCGUUUCACUCUUCGCCCAAACAGCUCUCCGUUGCAGCCAUUUUGGUUUGGACCCGCAGCACUGGGGGAGAAACUGACUGGGAGAAAAGGUGAGAUCACAGAGAGGAGUGAUGUGGGACCAGGGAGGACAGCCCUGGCCGCAGUGGCCUCUGAGCCAGCAGCAGUGGAUGCAGUCUUUCCAACAUCAACAUGAUCCAGGUCAAGUGGACUGGGCUGCUCUAGCACAGGCAUGGAUAGCCCAGAAGGAAUCGACAGGACCUCCACCACAUAGUGUUCAGCCCAAUGGCCAGGACAUCCCGAGCGUUGAGCCUGUCGGGCAGAGUAACCAUGGAAACUUCCAAGGGGAUCCACCAUUUAACAGAGUGUGGCAGCCAAGCACAGAGUGGGGAGUCCAUGGUCAGCCCCCGCCUCCUCCGCCCCCCGACCAGCCCUGGAUCCCCCCAGUGUCGGCCCCGAUCGAUGUGGUGAACCCCCGAGAGGACAGCAACAGCCAGGACAGCGUGGAGUUCAACUCGGAGACCCACCACGGGAGUUACCCCCAGAACAGCCACGGGUUUGGGGCGCAGUCGGAGAGCUUCACCGUCACCCCCAUGGCCAUGAACCAGUUUGACUAUCAGCACGGAGCUGCCUCAUCCUUCACCCCCACCCCCUCAGGCUUUCCAUCCCAAUACUGGCAAGGACCUCCACAGAACAGACGAGAGUCUCGACCCCCCGGCUUUAGGGACCGGCCCAGAUCCCCCAUCCAGCUGCCCGUCAAAGCGGAGGUCCCAGCACCGCUGGACGCAGUUAAAAGGCGCACGCUGCCGGCCUGGAUCAGAGAGGGCCUUGAAAAGAUGGACCGGGAGAAGCAGAGGAAGCUGGAGCGGGAGCGGAUGGAAAAAGAACGGGCAGAAAUGGCGAAGGAUACGAGCAAAGCGCACGACGCUGACGAAGCAGGAGAUGGGCCGCGCCUGCCACGCAAAAGCAAAUUUGAUAGCGAUGAUGAGGGAAAUGAAGACGAGGACAAAGAGGAAAAGCCCUCCGAUAAAAGAGAAUUUGUGAUGCGCUCACCGUCACCUCCUGCAGAGGACAGUGAACCAGAACUGACUGAGGACUUGAAGGAAGAGCUGCUGAUGGGCAUCACUAAAACCCUCCUGACUGAAAUCCUGCUCGGGGUCACUAAUGAAGAGAUUCUGGGCGUGGCCAGGGAGACACACAGGAAAGCCACCCGAGCUCCUGCAAAACAGCUGGCACAGUCAAGUGCACUGGCUUCUCUGACCGGCCUCAGCGGCCUCGGAGACUACGGGUCCGAUGAAAGCGAGGAUGACGACGUGGUCCAGGGUUCUGAGUCCUCGGAUACAGACGACGAAGAGUUGCACCACAGGAUCCGAGAGAAGCAGGAUGCUUUCCGCCGCAAGGAGCGAGAGAUGCAGCAGCUUCAGGAGAAACAAGCACAAGAGGUUCUUCUAGCCCGUGAGGAGAUGGCGAAGGAAAGGUUAAGCAAGGAAAGGGGGGAAUAUGAUGAGGGCCACGUAGAAAACCCACACAAACAGGAAGUGAAGGACAGGGAGCCCGAGGCCGUGGCAGACAGGCGUAGGUCCCGCAGCGAGAGGGAGGGCAGCGAGGCCAAGCACCCGGGCAGGGCGAAGGAUCAGGCCGGCCGGGGCAGAAGCGAUUCUCCCGCCAACGGCCAGAGCAGCAGCUCCCGCUCCACCUCCAGCCGCAGCAGCUCGCCGUCUUCCUCCUCGUCCUCCUCUUCCACGUCGUCCUCUCGCAGCUCCUCGCGCUCUUCCUCUCCCCGGAGGAAGAGGAGGCGCAGUCGCUCCUCCUCCCGCAAGGCCCGCCGCCGCAGUCGGAGCCGCAGCGCGCACAGGCAUCGCAGCGAGAAGGGGAGGGGCAGGAGAAGGGACAGCACGGGGCGCCACAAGAAAGAGCGCAGUGACUCCAGGGAGCGCCGGAGGGGGCGGAGCAGGUCCAGAUCUAGAUCCAGAGGCAGAGGCAGGGCCAGGGACAGCCGCAGUCGCAGCAGAGACAGGGGGAGGGACAAGGAGAGGAAGAGGAGCAGGGAGCGCAGGGACAGCAGCCAGAGCCGCAGCAGCAAACACAAGCAGAAGGCUUCCAGCAAAGACAGGGACAAGAAGAGGGAGAGGAGUCGAAGCCACGACCAGGACAAGAAAAAGAAGGACAGGGACAGGGACAGGGAUGGAGAUAAAAAGAAGGAGAAGCCGAAGGCUAAAGAGAAGGAGAAGGGAAGCUCCGCAGGCGCCGAGGAAAACGGUAAAUCAAAGAAAAGGAAAGAGAGCGACUCGCGCACAGACUCGCAACGAGACAAGUCGUCUCGGCAAGACAGCAAAUCCAGCAAGAAGGGCUCCAGCAAGGCUAGUAAGAGGCACUCAGACUCUGACUCCAGUAGAUCCCCCACCCCGGAAGUUAGCAAAGAAAAGAAAUCUAAGAAAUCCAAACGUAGUCGCUCAAGGUCGACGGAAAAAUCUCACAAGUCUGGUAAGAAGGCAAGCCGCAAACACAAGUCUAAGUCGCGAUCAAGGUCAGCUUCCCCUCCCCGUCGUAGCAGGCGCUGAGGAGCACAGCUUAAGUCCAGAUCUGUGCACCCAACCAUUUGAAUUCCAUGAGUUGAGCAGGCUUGUCUCAUUAUAGAGGCAGUUGUGUAGGUGAACACCCCUUCAUUCAUUUCUUUUACUGUAAAUAUCUUCUUUUUAAAGUGUGACUGAAAAACAUUUUGAAUGGUGGUCUUCUUAAUGGAAAGUAGAAGAGCCCACACUACAAACUGAAGCUGGCGUUAAAAAUCAUGGCAGGAUUAUCUUCCACACACACUCACACCCAAACACACACACACACACACACACACACACACACACAAACUGUUGUAAGAUGUCCAAUAAAACUGUUUGUUCAUUG